CCCAGGUCCAUGGAAAUGCAGGACUUAGCCAGUCCUCACAAUCGCAUGAGCAGCGCUGACACUUCGGCUUCCAAGCUGGACAAGACCAGCUUGGGUGGGACUCCGAUUACAUCCAAUGGGACUGGAGUGAUAACCAGCAGUGGCUACAGCCCCCGGUCCACCCAGCAGUACUCGCCACCCAUCUACCCCUCAAAGCCAUACCCGCACAUCCUGUCGGCGCCGGCGGCCCAGUCCAUGCAGGCGUAUGCAGGCCAGUCCCAGUUCAGCAGCAUGCCGCAGUCGUCCGUGUACAGCGCCUAUUCCCAGACGGGCCAGCCCUAUGGACUCUCCACGUAUGACUUGGGUGUUAUGUUACCCGGCAUCAAGACUGAGGGUGGAUUAUCUCAGUCGCAGCCCCCCCUACAGGCCGGGCUGAGCUACAGCCCAGGGUUCACCACGCCCCAGCCAGGCCAAACACCCUACUCACCCUAUCAGAUGCCCGGCUCCAGCUUCACCGCCUCCUCGGGCAUCUACGCCAGUGGCAACUCCGCAUCGAACGCCGCCAACUUCAGCGGCUCCCAGCAGGACUACCCUUCCUACACGGCUUUCGGGCAGAACCAGUACGCCCAGUACUACUCGGCCUCCACCUAUGGGGCGUACGUGACCCACAGCCCUGCCCUGGACGGCACCAGCUCCGCCUCCUCCACCUAUCAGCUGCAGGACUCGGUGCCCACCCUGGCGGGACAGGCGGCCGAACUCCACCCAGCGGACUUCGACACCGUGCAGAGUCCCUCCACCCCCAUCAAAGACCUGGAUGACCGGACCUGCCGGAGCUCGGGUUCAAAGGCCCGCGGUCGGGGGAGAAAGAACAAUCCAUCGCCCCCCCCAGACAGCGACCUGGAGCGCGUGUUUGUGUGGGACUUGGACGAGACCAUCAUUGUGUUCCAUUCACUCCUCACUGGGUCAUAUGCACAGAAGUACGGCAAGGACCCUCCCAUGGCUGUCACCUUGGGGCUGCGCAUGGAGGAGAUGAUUUUCAACUUGGCUGAUACUCAUUUGUUCUUCAAUGACCUGGAGGAAUGUGACCAGGUCCACAUCGACGACGUGUCGUCUGACGACAAUGGCCAGGACCUCAGUACUUACAGUUUUGCAACUGAUGGCUUCCAUGCAGCUGCAACCAGCGCUAAUCUCUGCCUAGCAACAGGCGUGAGAGGUGGGGUGGACUGGAUGAGGAAGUUGGCAUUUCGCUACCGAAGAGUAAAAGAGUUGUAUAGCACAUACAAAAACAAUGUUGGGGGCUUACUCGGACCAGCCAAGCGGGACGCGUGGCUGCAGCUACGGGCCGAAGUAGAGGCCCUAACGGACUCGUGGCUCACCAGCGCACUCAAGUCCCUGUCGAUCAUCAGCUCCAGGAGUAAUUGUGUCAAUGUGUUGGUGACGACGACUCAGCUCAUACCGGCGCUGGCUAAAGUGUUGCUUUAUAGUCUGGGUAGCGCCUUUCCCAUCGAGAACAUUUACAGCGCCACCAAGAUCGGAAAAGAGAGCUGUUUUGAGCGUAUAGUGUCCAGGUUUGGCACUAACAUAACAUAUGUUGUCAUUGGCGACGGGCGGGAUGAGGAGCAGGCGGCAAGCCAGCACAACAUGCCGUUUUGGAGAAUAUCGAGCCACUCCGACCUGCUGGCACUGCACCAAGCACUGGAACUAGACUACUUGUAAUUGUAUCAUAAAGCUGGAAGCUCCCUUUUUUUAUAUAUUUAAAACAGUACACUGCAACUACUUUUUUUUUCUCGUCUGUGAUUUUGAACCCCUGGCCUCCACGAACUGUCUCGAGAAGACAAGGACUCAACUUCUAAGCAGCAGUUACAGAAGGAGAUCCUGGUGUGUCUCAGACUCCCCACCCUGUUCAAGGUCUCGUUCUCAGUGUUUGUAUCCUUUCCAGGAGAGGUGUGAUAGGCACUGCUCAGUAGAUGACGUGAAAUCCCCCCCCACCCCUCCCAUCGCUUCCUGGAGAGAUUCUAGUGCUUUUGCCAUGGACUCCAACCCCCAGAGCUUCAAAACAAAACUGGCCCUCGUUACUCUCAUCCCAGCUUAUACCGCACCUACCUACCGACUCACCUACCUGCCCCAGCGAAACUAGCGAUAGAGCUGCACAGAGUAUGACAAUCAAGUCUAGAUUUACCAUUUUGUGUAAAUUAUUUUACAGUUACUAGUUUAAUGUGGACGUGGACAAGUUUGGAAAUUAAGACUUAAUUUUAUCUCUUUUGUAAGUUUCUGCAGAGAACGUGCAUAAUGAUUUGUUGUGCCUUAAAGUGUGUUCAUUGUAAUUUUGUUUUUAAGAACAUGUAGAUUUAAAAAAAAAAAAUCUUUGUGAUAAUUUUUUUUGACCAAAUUUGCUGAGUGUGAGGUUGGCGGUUCUGGUUGCUGAGCCGUCGAGCCCUUGGCUGAAGCCAGAUGGAAAAAUAAAGCGGUUUGAGUUAA
Messenger RNA from Paramormyrops kingsleyae, 2457 nucleotides. The record is from RefSeq and is a predicted model, not a curated record. NCBI's taxonomy places the organism in Eukaryota, Metazoa, Chordata, Actinopteri, Osteoglossiformes, Mormyridae.